Ilex paraguariensis (yerba mate) is the source of this 2748-nucleotide messenger RNA. NCBI's taxonomy places the organism in Eukaryota, Viridiplantae, Streptophyta, Magnoliopsida, Aquifoliales, Aquifoliaceae. The record is from the annotation of a GenBank genome assembly.
AUGGGUAGAUCAUUGCAAAUCGACCGUUUUGAAUCCAUGCUAAAAUGUGGGCGACCUAUCGUGCCUGAUGUUAAUGGGCAACAAACAGUCUGUCUUUCCUGCUUUCUGCACCCAAGGUUUCCUACCAUAGUAGCUGCAUCUAGGCUGCGAGGGAACGAUACAGAUCGACUUGCUUUGCUUGCAUUCAAGGCAAACAUAAUUGAUGAUCCGUUCAAGGUUCUGAGCUCAUGGAAUGGAUCAGCCCUCUUCUGCGAAUGGCACGGUGUUACAUGUGGUCGACGCCACCAAAAAGUCACCAAGUUGGACCUGAGAUCCCAAAAAUUAUUUGGGACCAUACCGCCACACAUCGGGAAUCUAAGCUUCCUUAGAGAACUACAUUUCCAGAACAACAGUCUUGUUCGUGAAAUCCCCUCAGAACUUGGACGUUUGUCAAGGCUGAAAAUUUUAGACCUACAUUAUAAUUCGUUCAGUGGCAAUAUUCCUGCCAACUUAUCUAGUUGCUCUAGUCUUAUUGGCUUCGAUUUUGGUUUCAACAAGCUGGUAGGGGCAGUUCCUAUAGAGCUAGGCUCAUUGUCAAAGCUCAAACUAGUUUCAAUCCAAUACAAUGAUCUAACCGGAGAUAUUCCUCAUUCUUUUGCAAACUUAACAUCUCUUAAAAUUCUACUUGCAACCGAAAAUGGUUUUGGUGGAAGUAUCCCCGAUUCUCUUGGUCAUCUGGGCAACUUGACAGUGAUUGGACUAGGCGAAAGUAGAUUGUCUGGUGCCAUCCCUCCGUCAAUCUUCAAUCUCUCUUCCCUCACAGCUUUUGAUGUGAUCGAUAAUAAGCACCUGCGUGGCAGCCUUCCCUUUGAUAUAGGCAUCACUCUUCCUAAUCUUCAAUUCCUUGGCUUAAGUGGUAACCAAUUUACUGGGUCAUUCCCUAAUUCAAUAACCAAUGCCUCAAAUCUGGAAGUAUUUGAAAUCGCUAUCAACAAUUUUAAUGGAAAAGUGCCAACUAUGGAAAAGCUACAUAAGCUUCAGUUUGUAAACAUUGGUCGGAACAGUUUUGGAAGUGGUGGACCAGACGAUUUGGGCUUUCUUUCUUCUUUGACAAAUGCCACCUACUUAACGGUGUUGAGUCUGGGCCAUAAUAAGUUUGGUGGAACAUUUCCCGAAUCCAUCAGCAACUUGUCAACAAUGCUUGAACAACUUACUCUUAACGACAAUUGUAUAGUUGGAAGCAUUCCAACUGCGAUAGAAAAUCUUAUAAACUUGACUUUCCUAGACCUGUCUGAAAACCAAUUCACAGGUAACAUCCCAAGCGAUAUCGGUAAACUUCAAAAGCUAAGUGUAUGGUAUAUUUGUCGAAACCAAUUUAUAGGUUUUAUUCCAUUCUCUGUUGGAAACUUAAGCCUUCUAACCGAGGUCAUCUUAAGUGAAAAUAACUUUCAGGGCAGCAUCCCUUCAAGUAUGGGAAAAUGCAAGAGUUUGUUACUAUUGGAUCUCUCUGGCAACAAUUUUAGUGGCACCAUACCUCAGGAGGUUCUCGGUCUCUCAUCCUUAUCGUUGUACCUAGACCUAUCUCGAAACCAUUUGAGUGGUUCCCUUCCCCCAGAGGUGGGAAACUUGAAAAAUUUAGGUGAACUAGAUGUUUUUGACAACAUGUUAUCUGGUGAAAUUCCGAACACACUUGGUAGUUGUAUAAUGUUGGAAUUCCUUUUCAUGCAAGGAAACUCCUUCCGAGGGCCUAUUCCUUCGUCUUUAAGUUUUUUGAGAGGUAUUCAAAAAUUGGAUCUCUCACGCAAUAAUUUGUCGGGAAAAAUUCCAGAAUAUUUGACAGGUUUUCAGCUGAAGGAGCUAAAUCUAUCUUUCAAUGACUUUGAUAGUGAGGUACCAAUCAAAGGCAUCUUCAAAAAUGCGAGCGCAACAUAUGUUAUGGGAAAUAGUAAGCUUUGUGGGGGUGUACCUGAAUUACGAUUACCUAGAUGCAAGGUUAAAGAGUUGAAGAAAAGGAGGUCAAACCUCAUCCUAAAACUCCUGAUUCCAUUAUCUUGUGGGCUUCUAGGAGUAAUUUUGGUGGUGUGCUUUUUAUACCUUUACUGGUCUAAGAAGUCAAGACAAGCAAAAUCGUCAAGUUUGCUAGAAAAUUCACUCUUGAAAGUGUCUUAUCAAAGUCUCCUAAAAGCUACUAAUGAGUUCUCUUCAGACAAUUUAAUUGGAGUGGGUAGUUUUAGCUCUGUGUAUAAAGGAGUUCUUGACCAGGAUGGAACUAUUGUUGCUGUAAAGGUACUUAACCUUUUGCGUCCAGGGGCUUCCAAGAGUUUUCUUGCAGAGUGCGAGGCCUUGAGAAACAUCAGGCAUCGAAAUCUUGUGAAGGUGGUCACUGCAUGUUCAGGUGUUGAUUACCAAGGGAAUGAUUUCAAGGCACUAGUUUAUGAGUACAUGGUCAAUGGGAAUGUAGAGGAGUGGUUGCAUCCAAUUCAAGGGGAAGAUGAGGUGAAUGAGGAGCCAAGAAAUUUAGGUCUUCUUCAGAGGUUAAAUAUUACCUUAGAUAUUGCCUUUGCCUUGGAUUAUCUUCACAAUCAUUGCCACACUCGCAUAAUUCACUGCGAUUUGAAGCCAAGCAACAUUCUUCUAAACAACGAGAUGACUGCACAUGUUGGUGACUUUGGUUUAACACGAUUUCUUGUUAAUAGUAGCUCUGCACAUCAAACAAGUCGUUCUAUUGGACUAAGAGGAUCCAUUGGCUAUGCCGCACCAGGUAAGUAG